CGACGACUCUUAUGCGAAUGUUACCGGCCCGGUCCUUCAUUGUUGAGCAGAGGCGGUGUUUCUGGCGUGCCCACAACUCAGAAGAAGUUUAUGUUGAGGUUAUGCCUCACCUCUUGUAGACAAUCUUCAGGUCCCUCCACUCCAAAAAGCUGCACAUUUUGGGCUUCCUCGCCAGGAUGGUCUGAACCAGAUCUCUGGAGAUCUUCUUCCUUUCCUUAUCAGAGAGAGGCACGUACCACUUUUGUAGGCGCAGCUUUCCCUGGCGGCUGAACAGCAGCAUGAACUGCAUCUGAGGGAGAGCCGAGUUUACAUGUCAAGUUCACUAUGGAGACAAAUGUUCAGGAAUGAGAAGAAAUUUACAAAAAAGAUGUGACGUGGGCUUGCUCGGGACAUAACCGGGCUGCGAAGCGAGGAUGAGGAGCCGCAGUAAUUCGGGAGUGAGGCUGGAUGGAUAUGCCAGGCUGGUCCACGAGACUAUUCUGUGUCACCAGAACCCGGUGUCAGGGCUCCUGCCUGCCAGCACCCAGAAAAAGGAUGCCUGGGUGAGGGAUAAUGUGUACAGUGUUCUGGCCGUGUGGGGGCUGGGCUUGGCUUAUCGCAAGAAUGCCGACCGAGACGAGGACAAGGCCAAAGCCUACGAACUGGAGCAGAGUGUUGUCAAACUGAUGCAAGGACUUCUGCGUUGCAUGAUGAGGCAGGAUGUGGUUUGUUUUCAGGUUGCCAAGGUGGAGAAGUUCAAACACACCCAGAGCACCGAGGACUGUUUGCACGCCAAAUAUGACACGCCCACUUGUGCCACAGUGGUGGGAGAUGACCAGUGGGGUCAUCUCCAAGUGGACGCCACUUCCAUUUACUUGCUGAUGUUGGCGCAGAUGACGGCAUCAGGUCUUCGUAUCAUCUCAAACUUGGAUGAGGUGGCUUUUAUCCAAAACUUGGUCUUCUACAUAGAGGCUGCGUACAAGGUGGCGGAUUAUGGGAUGUGGGAGCGAGGGGACAAAACCAACCAAGGCAUCCCUGAGCUCAACGGGAGCUCUGUCGGAAUCGCUAAGGCAGCUCUCGAGGCGAUAGACGAGCUGGAUCUUUUCGGCGCCCACGGUGGACCGAAGUCCGUCAUCCACGUUCUUCCCGAUGAAGUGGAACACUGUCAGUCCAUCCUGUGCUCCAUGCUGCCCCGAGCGUCCACUUCCAAGGAGAUAGAUGCCGGCCUCCUGUCUGUUAUUUCCUUCCCUGCGUUUGCAGUGGAGGAUGCUGAAUUAGUGGCCAUCACCAAGUCGGAGAUCAUCCGCAAAUUGCAGGGACGCUACGGUUGUUGCCGCUUCAUCAGGGAUGGAUAUCAUUGUCCUAAAGAGGACCCAAGCCGGCUGCAUUAUGAUCCCGCUGAGCUGAAGCUGUUUGAGAAUAUCGAAUGCGAGUGGCCGGUCUUCUGGACCUACCUCAUUCUCGAUGGUAUCUUUGCGGGCGACCGAGUGCAGGUGCAGGAGUACCGUGAGGCACUGGAGGGCAUUUUGAUCCGAGGGAAAAAUGGCAUCAAAUUGCUGCCUGAGCUUUAUGCUGUACCAAGCGACAAGGUGGAGGAGGAGUACGGCAACCCGCACAGUGUGGAGCGAGUAGCCACGGGUCAGGUGCCUCACAUGUGGGGACAAUCGUUGUACAUCCUGGGCUGCCUUUUGGCUGAGGGCUUUUUGGCGCCAGGAGAGAUCGACCCUCUCAACAGGAGAUUCUCUACAAAUGUAAAGCCUGAUGUUGUGGUACAAGUUUGUGUCUUGGCAGAAUCUGAGGACAUCCAGAAGUUGCUGAACGAGCACGGGAUGAAGGUCCAAUUGUUGUCCGGGGCUCUGCCAAUCCGGGUCCUGCCCGCUCGCAUCCUGAGCCGCAUCUAUGUCCGACUGGGGAAUUGCAAGAAGCUGAAUUUGAGCGGGAGGCCCUACAGACACAUCGGCGUUUUGGGAACAUCCAAAUUCUACGAGAUCCGGAACCGCUCGUACAUAUUCGCCCCUCAGUUUCUGGAUCAGCACCAUUUCUACUUGGCCCUGGACAACCAGAUGAUCGUGGAGAUGCUGCGUACGGAGGCGGCCUACCUCUCCUCUUGCUGGAGGAUGACGGGACGACCCACCCUGACCUUCCCCAUCACCCGCAGCAUGCUUGUUGAAGACGGAGACGCAAUUGACCCGUGUAUCCUAGCAACGCUGAGAAAGGUGCAGGAUGGCUAUUUUGCUGGCGCAAGGAUGCAGAUGUCGGACCUCUCCGGUCUCCAGACCACUUCCUUUCACACUCGCCUCAGCUUCUUGGAUGAAGAAAACGACGACAGCUUACUUGAAGAGGGCGAAGCGGUUGAUAAAGACUAUGGGGAAGAAUACAGCCACUGUGAGCCUUCAGAAGGCUCCGGCGACAUGUUUGAUCAGUACCUCACGCGGCUCCUCCACAGCACCGCCACCAGAUGUCAUCUUCCUCCCACCCAGAGAGGGCAGCACCACGUGUUCAGUGCCGAACACACCACCAGAGAUAUCCUGUCUCUGAUGGCGCAGGCUCAGGGUCUUGACGUGCCCAAGUCUUCCAUGUAUCUACCCGUCGUCCCGCUCAUGAGCAAGCAUCGCAAAUCUCUCAACCUGUUAGAAGUUCCUCCCGCUGCUCCACAUGCAAAGCAGCACAAGUGUCGCAACGCAGCUGAUCUCCACCUGCCUCGAGACGCCCAAGGCAACACGGAUUUUGCAGCGCUGGUGAGGCAGCUGAAGGAAUGUCCCACUCUGCAGGACCAAGCGGACAUCCUUUAUGUCCUCUAUGUGAUGAAAGGAGCCGAUUGGCCGGUCGAGGUGUCAGGGCCGGGCCACGGUUGGGUGAGCGUGCGCACGCUGCUGGAGGAGCUGUAUGUGCAAGCCGGAGCCUGCAAAGAAUGGGGUCUCAUCAGAUACAUCUCUGGCAUACUACGCAAGAGAGUGGAGGUCCUCUCUGAGGCCUGUACAGAUCUUAUUUCCCACCACAAGCAGAUCACCGUGGGUCUUCCUCCUGAACCCAGGGAAAGAGUCAUCACAGUGCCACUUCCUCCCGAGGAGCUGAACGCUCUCAUCUUUGAAGCCGGCGGUCAGGACAUCAGUGUUGCCGUUCUCACUCAAGAAAUCAUGGUCUACCUAGCCAUGUAUGUGCGCUCCCAGCCCGCCCUGUUUGGAGACAUGCUCCGACUGAGAAUAGGACUCAUCAUGCAAGUGAUGGCCACCGAGCUGGCUCGCAGCCUGCGAUGCUCUGGGGAGGAGGCCUCUGAAAGCCUGAUGAGCCUUAGUCCUUUUGGCAUGAAGAACUUGCUCCACCACAUCCUUAGUGGCAAGGAGUUUGGGGUGGAAAAAAGCAUGCGACCUAUCCAGUCAACAGCCACCAGUCCAACCAUUUCGAUCCGUGAACUGGGGCACACUGGAGCCACCAAGACGGAACGCUCAGGAAUACGCAAACUCAAGAGUGAAAUCAGACAGAUCCUCAGCGGCGGUUUCUCCGCAUGCAGCAAUGUCACCUCCCCUCGCUCCACGCGUUGCAGCAGCCCCUCCACUCCCAGCGGGAUGUUAUCGCCAGUGGGCUCUGGGCCAGGUGAUGGGCAGCUGCACUGGGAGGAGAAGCAAGGCCAGUGGCUGAGGAGACGCAGGUUGGACGGAGCUAUCAACAGAGUGCCGGUGGGUUUCUACCAGAAGGUGUGGAAGAUUCUGCAGAAGUGCCACGGCCUGUCCAUCGACGGCUACGUGCUGCCCUCGUCCACCACAAGGGAGAUGACAGCCGGAGAGAUCAAGUUUGCAGUGCAGGUGGAGUCGGUUCUCAACCAUGUCCCUCAACCGGAGUACAGACAGCUGCUGGUGGAGACGCUGACGGUUCUGGGCCUGGUGGCCGACGUUGACGUCGACAGCAUUGGGGGUGUGAUCCACGUGGAACGCGUCCUCCACAUGGCCAACAACCUGUUCCUCAGCGACCAGAAAUCUCACAGUGCCUGUGAUUAUUUCCUCGAGAAGGACCCGGCGACUGGAAUCUGCAACUUUUUCUAUGACAGCGCCCCCAGUGGCCGCUACGGCACCAUGACUUAUUUGUCCAAAGCUGCGAUCACGUAUGUCCAGGACUUCCUGCCGAGUUCCAGCUGCUUAAUGCAGUGAAAAAAUAACUAGUAUGGAAAGCUUCUUUGAGCAGUUUUCCUUAUCCUCGAUAGCCGGCUUAAGGUCCAUGUACUAGUACGCUCCUUGUCCUCACUCGUAAGAUAAUUCAGCGCAUUAGUAGAAUAUUACUAGUAAUGCUUUCUCCAUGACUAGUGCCACUUUUGGCUUUCUCUAUGCAAUUAAAUCUUACUAGUAAACUACUGUGUUGCACCAGCAGCACUGCUAGGCCUCAGUAACGUGUAGUUGCCCUACUAGUAUGCCAAAGUCGUACUUGUAGUGUGCACGAAUGUCAUACAGUAGUGGAAAAAAAGCUUACUAGUAAGACACAGUCAUUCGAUUAGUGUGCCCUUGUCGUUCCACUAGUUCUGUUCUACACCAAUACAUGCUAGUAAUAGUACAAGGAUCUUAAGCUGGAUAUCAAGAAUUAUAUGGAAGAAAUGCUCAAAACGACUCUCCGUACUCAAGCUGUUCCUGAAAGACUUAUGAAGAGGCACGUGCGCGUAAUAUUUACUCCGAAGCUAUCUUAUUUACGUCAUAGUCUUCAUAUUUCAAUUGCCGACUUGGACUGUGGACGCCAUUGACAUGUGCAUUCUUUCAAUCAGGAUCUGUUGUGCGUGAAUGUAAAGGGAUGUUUACAAAGGCGGGACGGUGGAGUUACAAAGGCGGGUUAUCGUGUCCGUCUGACAGUUUCGAAGUUCUGAGUUCGAGUCUCAGCUCUUUCUUUGCGGCGUUCACAUGUUCUCUCCGGGUACUCUGGAGAUAUUGGUGAACUGUUGUUGUGGUCUUGAUGAUAGUAGUAUUUAUUCAUGCGUAAUGAUAAUGCUUAACCCAUGUGAACGCCAUCAUCACACAGUGUCGUCCGAUAUAGCCAAUUGUCCGUUACAUUGAAGCUCUUUAUUUUAUUAUUAUUUUUUUUAGACCAUAUGCACCCAUAUUACUGUACAGUACAAAAUGAUUGUUGUGUAGUUUUUUUUUUGUUUUUUUUGUGGCCUAAAAUGCCCAGUUCGCUACAAAGUUAAUGUAAAUGAAUACAAAAAAAAAAAAGCUUGAAAAUGUUUGGAGGUUUCACAUUUGAUCCAAACUUACCAUGCUGGUGUGUUUGGUCAUGUUGACAUUGUUGACGUACAGUACUCGUCCUAGGCAAAUCACUUUCAUGUGGCGCAAGGAAUUAAGUGUGCUUCCUAGUUCCAGAUCCAUUGCCAAAGGCAAACAGCUUGACAAAAAAUGUUUACUGUACAAAAAAAUAGCAUGUUCCAGACUCCAGAGACCGCGCUCUACGGCACCAUAGAUAUAACCACCGUGACACGGCCGCCACGUCAAUGCCCCGCAUUCAACGUGGCCACCACAUAGGCACCGGAGACCCCGUAUUUUAGAAUUAGACCUGGUCAGUAUGUGACCCGGUAAUACGUCAGUCCCAUCUGCCUGUAUUGCGCUAGUAAACAAAAGUGGCCUAUUUCAAACUAAUAGACUUUGUCAACGGCAUUUUACGUGACAAACGGAAACUUUUUUUGGACACAUUGUUCAGUCCCGGCGGUUUGUUUUGUCCAAUAUCCGUUAUAUCGGGGGUCUCCACUGUACUUUUAUUGUAAACCAGCAUUUAAACACAUAUACUACGUAUGACGCUCAGUGCUAGAAAUUGAUCAAGUGCAGCUACUGACCAGAGUAUGCUGAAAACAGAACUAGUUUUGUAAACUAACAAAGCAAGUGUGGGCGUGACUGAAUUUUUAAAGGCGCAACAGUACAUACUAUCAGGGAAAUGUAGGGGUGAGCCCUAUUUCCUCAUUCGCAGCAAAAAGGUCCUUAUUUCUAAGCUUGAAUAUACACUACUCCUAAAAAAAAAUAAUAAUAAUAAUAAUAAGCAUGUUGGCCUUUCAGGUGAAAUUUCAUGAUGAACCUAAAACGCACAAGAACCUUUCGUUAUCCCCGAUUACCUCAUGCAUUUAACCUCGUGUCUCAUCACCGGUUCCUUGUACCUUGUCACAUUUUCAGCAUUCCUUGUUCUCGCCACUUCAACUCUGUUUGAUUAUUAACCUCACCUUUUUUUUGCCUCCCAUUUUUUUAACACACAUACCAGUAUACGGACUCCAGCCUGUUUAUUAAACUGUGCUUUUGGAAGUGGCUUUCGCCUUACAGUCUUCCAUUUGGGUCCUCGCUCACUUCCUUCCUGUUCAUUAUAGCUGUCCACUUGUAUACCUUUCUGUGACGCUUCCAGUCUUUCUGUAUCUCUGUUGGAAUUUGUUGAUGGCCACUUCCCUUUCUUGUUUGAAAUCUCACAAUGGCGAGGCACUGUCGAUCGAUUGUUACGUGUCGUCACGAUUGCAUGAUUCAGAGGACUGUUGAAAUGCCAAUUCUACGACAGAACCAGGACAUUUAUUUGUCAAGUCAUGGAUCAAACCCUUGUGAAUUUUGCCAUUCAGCUGCUUGUUAGAGAACAGCAAGUUGUGCAAAACAAUACUGAAACAUCCUUUGUAUUAAGUUCACCUAUGAAGGUUAGGUUCAUCCUAAAAUUUCCCCCAGAAGCCCCUUUAACUUUUUGUACAUUUUUACAUGUACUGUACAUUGCACAAUGAAUAAUCAUCAUCAACAGUUCAGAAAAUCUUAACACAGUCGCUGCCAUUGACGGCUUUAGAAGUCAAAUGUCCAUGUUAACUGCGAAGGCUGGCAGUGAAUGAGUUAAUAUAAUACAUUUCCAGAUAAAAGACAAACCAUCUCAUAGCAAAAGGUCAGCAUCCUACGCUCUAUCUAUCUUGAGUUGCUGAUCCUUGUUGUCCAGCUUGUGCACAACGCGGAAAGCCUCCAGGAACUCCGUGAAGUCUAUACUGCCGUCCUUGUUGAAGUCGAUGCUUCGAGCCAGGUCAUCAAUGGCUCCGUUGGUGAUGUCCACCCCCAGGUGAGCGCUGAAGAGGCGCCAGGUAUGACGGAACUCUUCGAUGGAAAUGAGACCUAAAUGUGACAACAUGGAUGAUC
Phycodurus eques (leafy seadragon) is the source of this 7091-nucleotide messenger RNA. It is a transcript of the gene phka2, whose product is annotated as phosphorylase kinase, alpha 2 (liver). The coding region runs from base 414 to 4124 and encodes 1236 amino acids. Gene Ontology annotation, molecular function: calmodulin binding. Gene Ontology annotation, cellular component: phosphorylase kinase complex. The record is from RefSeq and is a predicted model, not a curated record. Gene Ontology annotation, biological process: glycogen metabolic process. The transcript is spliced from 33 exons. NCBI's taxonomy places the organism in Eukaryota, Metazoa, Chordata, Actinopteri, Syngnathiformes, Syngnathidae.